This is a messenger RNA of Cyprinus carpio (common carp), 2627 nucleotides long. Its product is annotated as GTPase IMAP family member 8. NCBI's taxonomy places the organism in Eukaryota, Metazoa, Chordata, Actinopteri, Cypriniformes, Cyprinidae. The transcript is spliced from 6 exons. The record is from RefSeq and is a predicted model, not a curated record. Gene Ontology annotation, molecular function: GTP binding. Bases 138 to 1928 code for a protein of 596 amino acids.
UGAACUUGUGUUCAUCCUAGACAUCAGUCUGGCAGAUUUCUACUAUUUGUAUGUGAUUUUGUUAGUUUAAUUUUGUUUUUUCUUGCAGUUAUAUUGUACUUGUUGUUUUGGAUAACAAAACAGGAACACAUGCAAGAAUGAUGAAACAAGAGUUGAGAGCAGUUCUUAUUGGGAGGCAACACUGUGGGAAAACAUCGGUGAUCAACACUAUAUUGAAAACCAGAACAGAAGCUGAAGGAGAUGAGGAUGUGAAGAGAGAGGGAUUUAUUGAUGACAGGAGAGUCAGUCUUGUUGAAACUCCUGGCUGGUGGAAAACCUUCAAUCCAAUAGAUUAUUCCAACCUCUCCAAACUUCAGCUGAUUCGCAGGAUUUAUCUGAUUUCACCUGGACCACAUGCGGUUCUGAUCGUGAUUCGGGCCGAUUCUGCAUUUACCGACCCUGAUGGGAGGUUUCUGGAGGAGCAUUUGGAGCUGCUUGGUCCCAAUGUCUGGACUCACACCCUCGUCAUCUUCACAAGAGGAGAUUUAAUUAAACCAGAAGACAUAGAGCAGCGUAUUCAGGAGGAGGGGUCGGCGCUCAAGCGGCUUAUUGAAAAAUGUGAAAAUAAAUAUCAUGUUUUUAAUAAUUCAAACCAUCAUGACCAAACUCAAGUCAAAGAGCUGUUCAAUAAAAUCGAAGGAAUUGUGAAGACGAGUAAAGGCAAGCACUUUAACAUUGACCUGGAAAAAGUAAAGGAAGUCAAUGAGCAGUGGGAGGAAAUUCAGACCAGAGCAAAUUCUAGAAAAUCCAGAGUACAGAAGGAACGGUCAAUAGUUAAAGAAAAAGCAUAUGUGCGUCGUCUUGAGGAGAUCAGCAUUGUUGUGCUGGGAUGGGUUCUUGGUGGAAAGAGUUCAGCUGGAAACACCAUCUUGAACCGAGAUGAAUUUGCCAUAGGAGGAAAAACCAGAGAAUGUACGAGAAGGUUUGGAGAUGUAGACGGAAGGAAAAUUACUGUUUUGGACACUCCAGGCUGGUGGAAGUACUUCGCAUCUGAGCUCAACCCAGAUUUCAUUAGAUCUGCGAUCUUAGAAAGCGUUUCAGAGUGUAAGAAGUUCCCUAAUGCCAUGCUGCUCGUGAUUCCAGCAGAUACAACAUUUCAGGAAGAACAAAAGAGAAUAACUGAGCAAAAUAUGUCUAUCCUGGGAGACGACGUCUGGAAACACACUAUAGUUCUGUUCACGUGGGGCGACAGAUUUAAAGACAUCUCAAUCGAGCAGCACAUUGAGAGUGAAGGUGAAGCUCUUCAGUGGCUGGUUGAGAAAUGCAGGAACAGAUAUCACGUCUUUGACAACACAGACAAGAAGAAUCGAGAUCAAGUCACAGAGCUGCUCCAGAAGAUUGAUGAGAUGGUGGCAGAAAACAGUCUGUUUCGUCUCAAAACACAGAAAAACCAUGAUGAGAAAAGCUGUCAGGAAACUGACAAACAGGAGGAUCUGAAUAUGCAGAUCAGACUGAAGGAUAUCUGCCACUUUCUGGACGAGGGGUUUAAGAGAAAAGCUGAAGAGAUAAGAAGGAAGAUAGAAAAGUUAUGCAUGGAUAUCAUGGAAGAUUGUCUAAACCUUGAGGAAUCUCAGAGUAUGGAUCAACCUCUUACCUAUCAAGUUAAACCUCCUGUUGACCCACUUCAGCAGGACAGCAUUCCUGAGCCGAUUAAAACUCUUCUGGAGAGAGAGUUCAGCAGAUGGGAAAGUAUCAUCAUAGAUGGUGUACAAGAAACUUUGCAGGACAUUAAAUCAUCAUUUGAGCUCUCUCAGGCUGAGAAGAGGCAAAAGUCACUGGAUGCUGUUGAGAGAUGGCUACAGAACUGCUACCAUUAUGUUCAACAUACUAUUGAUAAAAUACAAGAUCCAGAAUCAGCGACCAGGACAAAGAGACUGAAGAAAUAUUAAUAUUUCUGGCUCACUUGACUAUUUACUUAUUUAAAUCCAAAUAGCACCGUGUGUAAAUAGGUUUAAUACACCCACCCUUUGUGUGUGGUUAUGCCAAGAGCUCAGGUAACAUACUCAGAAUCAGACCAAGACCAAGCCAAGACCUCUUUUCGGUUCGAACAAAUAGCUUACAGCAUUAACCACUGCACAAGUGGAACUUCAUUGGAAACAUCCAGUUUUAUAUAUUGUUACUUUUAAUAAGAAACAAAAUCUCGUCUUUCAAAGGAUGUCAAUUUUUUGUAAAUUCAAACAAUAAUGUCAUGUGACACAAAAGAUGUGGCACAAAAGAUCGCUGUAGAAACGCCUCAGUUCUAACAGCGCAUGAUCAUCCUUUCCUCUUUACUUCUAGUUUUAAUGUGAAAUAAACAUGAAUGAACAUCUCAUGUAAUCACUCAAUCAAUGUUUCAACUGCGAAAGAUUAAAACAGUCAUGUAGCAUUUCAUUUUCCUCAGGCAAGUCAUUUCCAUAGCUCGUUAAUUUGCUAAAGAAACGAAGUCUAUAGAAAAGCAUUUUGAGAAAUAUUAGAUUAUAUAUAGUCAUUAUAUUUUAUAUAUAGAUAUAUUCAGACUAUAUACUUAUUACUUUAUUUUACCUGUUAGUGAUGUCUUAAUUCUUUAAGUAGCUUAAAUAUGUAGUGAAACAAGUUAUGACAGAAAACCA